UUUUAAAAAAGUAUCAUGGAAAAAACAAGAGAUCUAAAGCUUGAUAAUGUGGGUGUGGAGAUGAUAUGGACUAGAGAAAAAUGGGGAUGAAUAAUGAUUAGAACGAUGAACAAAACCUCCACCUUCGCUGCAGCACUCGUCGUUCCCCACCGCACAACACCACUCGCGGCGAGUCGGGAGUUGCCAGACCGCCUUCCUUUGUCUCCGCCCGUCACCUGGCUAAGAAGGCUAACAGUUUCAGCUCAUGGCUUCAUUUAGAUCAUUUUUAAACAGUCCAGUUGGCCCUAAAACAACUCAUUUCUGGGGUCCUGUUGCAAACUCGGGAUUUGUUGCAGCGGGUCUGGCAGACACGCAGAAGCCUCCUGAAAUGAUAUCUGGAAACAUGACAUCAGCAAUGUGCAUAUAUUCUGCAUUGUCCAUGAGAUUUGCAUGGAUGGUUCAGCCUCGCAACUAUCUGCUUUUGGCAUGCCAUGCCUCAAAUGAGUGUGUUCAGCUGUAUCAACUAUCCCGUUGGGCAAAGGGUCAGGGUUUUGGCUCCAUUCCAUGUAUUCUCGCCUUCUCGGCCCAGAUGGCCAGUAUUUUUGCUAAGACGAAACAAUGCUCAUUUACAAAAAAAAAAUCAGGAAGGAAUGGUUUUACAUUGGGCUGAAUGGAAGGAUAUACUAGAGUACAAGGCAAUGAAUCGAUAAUUGGAGAUUCGUGAUUUAUGAUAUUCCUAAAUGAAGAAUCUCUUGUGUCUUAUAGACUAACAAUGAUAGAUCACCAUUUGGGAAUGAACUUACAAAUGCAGGGCACAGAUGAGCAAACAUUUUUAUUUUGACUUGUUACAGCUUCCUAAUCUGGAUUGGUUUCCUUAAUCAUUUAGCAUUGACUUGUUUACUUGGCCUAUUUUUUCAACGGUUAUGAGUUUGUUUUCCAUUCCCUUAUUUCUUUACCAGGGAUGGAAAAGUUAAAUACUCCAGUACAAUCCUUAAACCAGUUGAGCUUAUAGCAUUAUGCACACGUGAUGAAGCUGAUCUGACUUUUCCUUGUGCUAAUAUCUCUAAAAACAUCUUUGUAGAUACUUGCAGCAAAAGCAGGAGGAUGAAGCCAAUUGAAAUUUGUGUCUCAUCUAUGUUCCUUGUGGAUCUCUUUAUUCCCAUCAAGGUUUGGCUGCUUUUUUUCUUUUUCUAAGAUGGCGGCAUAAAAAAGAGAUUCCAAGUACGGGCUCGGACAGUAAGCUGGAAGAAGGUAAAUUGAACUAUAAGAAUGCAACUUAAAGAUCACUCAGGGACCUCUCUUUAUAUUCGGUUCGUGAAUAUGAUGCUUUUAAUUUUUUCUCGAGGCUCGCACUUAAGGAGAGAAUCAUGUAUAUGA
Messenger RNA from Cuscuta campestris, 1356 nucleotides. The record is from the annotation of a GenBank genome assembly. NCBI's taxonomy places the organism in Eukaryota, Viridiplantae, Streptophyta, Magnoliopsida, Solanales, Convolvulaceae.